AAUAUUUUUCUAUAGACACGCACAUGAGAAAUAUUCAUAGAAGAACCUUGCAUAUAAUUACAUAUUUUCCACAACUUGAUUGAUUUGAUGACCCUUUUGGCCUCUUUAGCUCCCCCUCUCUCUUCAGCUUCCCAUCUUAAUCAUUCCUCAUUGUAGCUGUCAUACAUUAAUCACUCUGUCUAUACCUCCGAAUCCCCCAUGUAGAAGCAAUCCAUUUGUCGUUGUCGUCCAUUUCUUUCUAAUAAAGUUCACCCCUUUGACCCCGAGUUUUCUCUUGUGAAUCAUAAGAUAAACAUUCCAUAGGUGCCUGCAAGAGCUGGUUCUGAAGAUCAAAACUUUUGAUUGCAGAAGUUGAGAUUUGUUACCUUUUUAUUGGAUGCGUGAUUGCUUAUUACUGAAUUGAGGUCCAUUUGAGAAUUUUCAGAUAGAGCAGGAAUGUUCUGCUCCUGCUACAGGGAAGACUGAGAUAUUGUUUUUGCUGAUCAUCUAGCGGAACUUGCUCAGUUGUUGAGAAAUCAAGAUCUGUUUUUGAACUACAUGCAAUGGCUGAAAAGAGGAAUGCUAAUGCAAAACCCUCAAGCGGGAAGCCUACAGGAGCUGCCAAUCCUUAUGCAAUAGAUUUGGAUAACUUCACCAAGCGCUUGAACAUGUUGUAUUCACAUUGGAAGGAACACCAUAAUGACCUAUGGGGUGCUUCUGAUGCACUUGCUAUAGCAACGCCUCCGGCUUCUGAGGACCUCCGGUAUCUGAAGUCAUCAGCACUGAACAUUUGGUUGGUUGGAUAUGAGUUCCCAGAGACGAUUAUGGUCUUCCUGAAGAAGCAGAUCCUUUUCUUAUGUAGCCAGAAAAAGGCUUCUUUGCUUGAUGUUGUGAAGAAGCCUGCCAAAGAGGCUGUGGGUGUUGAGGUUGUGAUACUCGUGAAGACCAAAAAUGAUGAUGGAAGUGGUUUGAUGGAUAUCAUUUUUCAUGCUGUCCUAGCUCAGUCAAAUUCUAAUGGGCAUAAUACUCCUGUCAUUGGACGUAUAGCAAGAGAAAGUCCUGAAGGGAAGCUUUUGGAGACAUGGGAUGAAAAGGUAAAGAACAUUAAUUGUGAACUAAGAGACGUAACAAGUGGGUUCUCAGACUUAUUUGCUGUCAAGGACAGCACUGAGCUCACAAAUGUAAGGAAAGCAGCGUUUUUGAGUUCUUCAGUAAUGAAGCAGUUUGUGGUGCCAAAGCUUGAAAAGGUCAUUGAUGAAGAGAAGAAGAUCUCCCAUUCUUCAUUGAUGGGUGACACAGAGAAGGCAAUAUUGGAACCGGCAAGAAUUAAGGUAAAGCUGAAGGCAGAGAAUGUCGAUAUUUGCUAUCCUCCAGUUUUUCAGAGUGGAGGAGAGUUUGAUCUGAAACCGAGUGCUGCAAGCAAUGAUGAGAACCUCUACUAUGACUCAACUAGUGUGAUCAUAUGUGCAAUCGGGUCUCGAUACAACAGCUACUGCUCAAAUGUUGCAAGAACUUAUCUGAUUGAUGCCAAUCCGAUGCAGAGCAAGGCAUAUGAGGUCCUCCUUCAGGCCCAUGAAGCUGCUAUCAGUGCAUUGAAGCCUGGGAACAUGGUCAGUGCUGUGUAUCAAGCAGCACUCUCUGUGGUUGAGAAGGAUGCGCCCGAAUUAACCACAAACUUAACAAAAACUGCUGGAACUGGAAUUGGCCUUGAGUUUCGUGAGUCAGGGCUUAGUCUUAAUUCCAAGAAUGAUCAAGUUCUGAGACAAGGAAUGGUUUUCAAUGUGUCUCUUGGCUUUCAGCAUUUGCAGGCAGAGACCAAAAACCCAAGGACCCAGAAAUAUUCUGUCUUACUUGCCGAUACAGUGAUUGUUGGUGAGAAGUUGGCAGAUGUGGUGACUUCAAAGUGUACUAAAGCUGUUAAAGAUGUGGCAUACUCAUUCAAUGAGGAUGAUCAGGAAGAAGAUAGGCCAAAAGUCAAGCCUGAACGUAGAGGGAGUGAGACCGCCUUGUCUAAGGCAACACUCAGGUCAGACAACCAUGAAAUGUCAAAGAAGGAGCUACGAAGGCAGCACCAGGCAGAGCUUGCCCGCCAAAAGAAUGAAGAGACUGCAAGGAGGCUUGCUGGUGGGGGUUCUGCUGCAACAGAUAAUCGAGGUGGUGCAAAGACAAUUGGUGAUUUAAUUGCAUAUAAGAAUGUCAAUGAUCUCCCCCCUCCUCGAGACUUUAUGAUUCAGAUUGACCAGAGGAAUGAAGCCAUAAUAUUACCAAUCCAUGGAAGCAUGGUUCCUUUCCAUGUUGCCACUGUGAAGAGUGUGUCUAGUCAGCAGGAUGGUAACCGAACUUGCUACAUACGGAUAAUAUUUAAUGUGCCUGGCACCCCUUUUAAUCCUCAUGAUGCAAACUCCCUUAAGUUUCAAGGGUCAAUAUACUUGAAGGAGGUUUCAUUUCGUUCAAAGGACUCUAGACAUAUAAGUGAAGUGGUACAGCAGAUUAAAACCCUACGUCGACAGGUAACUUCCAGAGAAUCUGAGAGGGCUGAGAGAGCGACCUUAGUUAGUCAGGAAAAGCUUCAACUCUCAUCUUCCAAAUUCAAGCCACUGAAAUUGUUUGAUCUAUGGGUCCGUCCUCCUUUUGGUGGUCGUGGAAGAAAAUUGACUGGUUCACUUGAAGCCCACACAAAUGGCUUGCGCUAUUCAACUUCAAGGCCUGAUGAACGUGUUGAUGUAAUGUUUGGUAACAUUAAGCAUGCGUUCUUUCAGCCAGCAGAGAAGGAAAUGAUUACUCUCCUGCACUUUCAUUUGCAUAAUCACAUAAUGGUGGGGAACAAAAAGACCAAGGAUGUGCAAUUUUAUAUCGAGGUAAUUGAUGUGGUCCAGACAAUUGGAGGGAGUAAAAGAUCAGCCUAUGACCCUGAUGAGAUUGAGGAAGAACAACGCGAGAGGGAUCGAAAGAAUAAAAUAAACAUGGACUUCCAGAACUUUGUGAACCGGGUGAAUGAUGUAUGGAGCCAACCUCAAUUCAAAGCACUUGACCUUGAGUUUGAUCAGCCUUUAAGAGAGCUUGGGUUCCAUGGGGUUCCCCACAAAGUUUCAGCUUUCAUAGUUCCAACAUCGAGUUGCUUGGUUGAGCUGAUAGAGACACCUUGUGUGGUGAUAACUCUGAGUGAGAUUGAGAUAGUUAAUCUGGAGAGAGUUGGCCUUGGUCAGAAGAAUUUUGAUAUGACUGUUGUCUUCAAGGACUUCAAACGGGAUGUCCUUCGAAUAGACUCUAUCCCCUCUACAUCACUGGAUGGCAUAAAGGAGUGGCUUAACACCACCGACCUCAAGUAUUACGAGAGUAGAUUAAAUCUCAAUUGGCGACCUAUCCUGAAAACUAUCACUGAUGAUCCGGAAAAAUUCAUAGAGGAUGGUGGGUGGGAAUUUUUAAACAUGGAAGUUAGUGAUUCAGAUUCUGAAAACUCAGCAGACUCAGACCAAGGGUACAUGCCUUCAGAUGUGCAAUCUGACUCAGGUUCCGAUGAUGAAGCUGAUUUAAGUGAGUCUUUGGUGGAAUCCGAGGAUGACGAGGAAGAGGACUCUGAGGAAGACUCAGAGGAGGAGGAAGGAAAGACAUGGGAAGAGUUGGAGAGGGAAGCAAGUUAUGCUGACAGGGAAAAGGGGAAUGAUUCAGAUAGUGAGGAGGAGAGAAAAAGAAGGAAGAUCAAGGCAUUUGGCAAGGCUCGAGAGCCAGCUCGAGCUCCCCCUCGACCGUCAGCUAGGCCACCAGCUCAAGCUCCUGCUCGACCGUCAGCUAGGCUGCCAGCUCGGCCAGUAACCCGACAACCUGAUAGAAGAAAUGUGAGCAGCAAUCUUCACAAGAGACCCAAGCUAAGGUGACCAAAGGUGUCUAUGCCUCUAUGCCUUGUUAAACCAGCAGCUGCAGCUCUGGAGGUGGUGAUUACGUAAUCUAGCCAGAAUAAUGUCUCUUGCAAGGAAGCAUGUGUUUUGGAGUUCUCUCCUUCCUGUUUCUUUUGUAUUGUUAUUUUAUAUGCUCGUUGGACAAACUGGUUGGAUUAUAGACUCUUUACUUGUAAACUAGUUUUGAAACUCACAGCCAUAACAAUUCGUUUACUUGUAAAAUAGUGGAAUCCAAAUUCAGAGCUUUACGUAUAUUUUUUCUGCUUC
This is a messenger RNA of Populus euphratica (Euphrates poplar), 4142 nucleotides long. RefSeq names its product FACT complex subunit SPT16-like. Gene Ontology annotation, biological process: transcription elongation by RNA polymerase II. Gene Ontology annotation, molecular function: nucleosome binding. The transcript has 4 exons. Lineage: Eukaryota; Viridiplantae; Streptophyta; Magnoliopsida; Malpighiales; Salicaceae. Gene Ontology annotation, cellular component: FACT complex. The record is from RefSeq and is a predicted model, not a curated record. The coding region runs from base 543 to 3854 and encodes 1103 amino acids.